ACAAAUACCAAAAUAUUGCCACCCACAGUACUUCUGAACAACGAAAAAGGGAGUUUUGGUGUGUUAUCAGCCGCAUCUUUUCAUCAUUGGAUGGAAAUGAUGUCUAGUGCUAAAGUAGAUGUUAUUUGGUCACCAGUGCAUCAUGACAAAUUCAUUGUUUGGGGCCCCGACAUAACCUUAUAUGAAGUCGCUCGUCUCAAAGAAAUCGAGAAGAAAACUACUUUUACACAGAUCUCCCCUACCCGGGGUGCCACGGUGGUAGCGUCGCAGAGCGCAAGCGGGGUGCGCUGCGUCGACAUCUGCGCCAUCACUGAGCAGCCGGACCCACUACUGGCCCUCGGACAUUCCAACGGCAAAGUUACACUCGCCACACUCAAGCAGACAUAUGAUCCAUUGGGUCUAGCUGGCAGGGAGUUUGUCCCCCGGUACACGCGUCCCUGCAACUCAGUGUCCUGGAGUCAAGUGGAGAGCAACCUGCUAGCGUCGGCACUUGAUAAGCACCGCAGUGACCACUGCAUCCUGCUGUGGGAUGUCAACCGGACCACCGCUCUUGAUGAACCAGCAGCCGGUACAAGCUCGCAGCCGGCGGACGCAGCCAAGCCGCUGGCAGAGAUGGGCCUCUCGGAGACGGCGCACAGCGUCACCUGGGCCAACUGCGCCAACCGGAUGCUGCUGGCUUCCAUGAACCUCAAGCACAUCAAGAUAUUUGAUCUCAGAGACCUAUCGAACAAGGCAGUGAGCAUGACAACCUCGCGGUACUUGUAUGGCGCGUGCAGCGACCCUUUCAACCCGUGGCAGGUCGCGUCUCGCGGCGACAACGUGGUGUGCGUGUGGGACGCGCGCAACUUCGAGCGGCCCAUCUUAACCCUACCUCAACCCCGCGCUGUGGUGAAACUGCAGUGGUGCCCGAGUAGAAGGAAUCUACUCAUGUCCAUGCAGAGAGAUUCAACGACAGUGAGGCUGCAUGAUAUCCAGCAGGCUAACAGUGACAACAAGAGUGCUCAGGUUGCUGAUACUACUACCGCGGUGGAAGCGGAGGCGGAGGCUGUGUCUCCGGGCUGCAGUGCGGUAGAGCGCGACGUGCAGCCCGGCGCCGGCGCAACCCUGGCCGCCGCAGCCUGGCACCCCGCGCAUGCGCAGCGGCUGCUGGCGCUCACACACACCGGCUCGCUGGUGGACUACACGGUGUGCGAGCGCGUGACGGUGUCGUGGGGCGGCGGCGGCGUGGUGUGGUCGGGCUGCGGCGCCGCCCUCAGGCACAUGCCCGACGACUUCUACGCUGCCUUGAAGGACAUCUCGUACAUCAUGAAGGGACGCGCGCAGACUGACUACGGGCUUAAGCCGGAUCUAUGGCAGAACGCUGACCUGGCUGACGACGAGGUAUUAAGUGGUCUGUGGCAUUUCUUAGCGCUGAGCAAGUCACUAGUUGAAGACGGCUGCAUCCGCAACAGCCCUUGGAAGCACCCAGGCGUGCGAACUGUGCUCCGGUCCCCGGGCGAAGGCGGCUACCGCUCCGAGAUGGUGCCCUCGCUGCUGCCGGACCUGCCGAACAGACGGGUCACUAUAUACAGGAGUGCAGAACGCACGCGCGCACUGCAGCUGUGCGGCUGGGGCUGGGGCUGGGAGAACGCGGGGGCGGGGGUGGAGCGCCUCGAGGCGGCCGGGACGCCGUGCCGCGCCGCCGCGCUGGCCGCCUUCCAUCUGCGCCUGCGCACUGCGCUCGACGUGCUGGCGCGGGCCCGCGAGCCGCAGCUGCGCGUGGUGGCGCUGGCGCUGGCGGGGCUGUCGGAGGAGCGGCUGUGGCGCGAGGCGGUGGCGGCGGCGGCGGCGGCGCUGCCCGACGCCUACCUGCGCGCGCUGCUGCACUUCCUGGCCGCGUCCGUGGCGGGCGCCGCGCCGCCGCACCAGGCGCCGCACCACUCGCCCGACCUCAGCGCCGUGCUCAACGAGACAGAGAUGCGGCUGGAGGACCGCGUGGCGUUUGCUUGCAUCUUCCUGUCAGACAGCAAGUUGCACGAGUACGUGCGGACGACCUGCGACACACUUGUGGAGCAGGGAGACCUGUCCGCCAUGCUGCUCACUGGUGCGAGUCCUGAAGGAAUCACGCUGCUGCAGCGCUGGGUGGAGCACACGGGUGAUGUGCAGACGGCGGCGCUGGUGGCCGCGCGCUGCUUCACGCCCGAGCUGCUCGCCGAGCCGCGCGUCGCGCACUGGCUCGACAGCUACCGCGGCAUCCUGGACAGCUGGCGGCUGUGGCGCGCCCGCUGCGCGCUGGACACGUGCGUGGUGGCGGGGCGCGGCAGCCGCGCGGCGCGCGCCGUGGCGGCGGGCUGCACGUACUGCGGCAAGGCCGUGGCCGCGCCGCCCGGCCCGCCGCGCCCGCGACACCCGCUGGCGCGCCUGCCGCCGCCCGCCGCCAAGAUGAAGCAAAUCUCGUCGUGCCCGAACUGCCGCAAGCCGCUGCCGCGCUGCGGCGUGUGCUCGCUGCACCUGGGCACGGGCGCGGGCGCGGGGGGCGCGGGCGGAGCGCCCGGGGCUCCCUUCGCGGCCUGGUUCUCCUGGUGCGUCGCGUGCCGGCACGGCGGCCACGCGCACCAUCUCAUCGAGUGGUUCCAGGAGCACACGGAGUGUCCGGUGAGUUCGUGCAACUGUCACUGCAGCACGCUCGACCCGCCCGACCGCGCCGACUGGGUGUAGCGCGACGCUGGGUGCCUGCCACGUGCCGCAGACGUGGCGGCCGAGGAGGGUAUGCCACUUGACACCUUUGACUACAACCAACACUAUGAUGCAUUUGACACAACAUAAAAGUCCUUUUAAAAUAUUUUUUUAGUCAUUGAACGUUAUGGACUAUUAUGUAUAAGAAUAAUAACUUAUUUGUUGCAAGUUUAGUGGAGGUCAUAUCGAAGCAAUUCAUCUAAAAAGACAACUUGACAUUUGCGCAUAUAAAAGUAAAUGCGCAAGGUCAACAAAUUUUCAAGAGCAAAUAGAAAUAUUACUUUUUUAGGUGAGUUGCUUCGCUGUAGCCCCGGGUGUGGUAAGUAAAGAAGUAGAUAAUAUAAUAUUAAGAACGAAAUUAAGUCUCCGAACAAAGUGUACGAACGAAAGUGCCUAGUAGACACCCACCCAAGCCAUCUAAACCCACAAAAGCCAUCUAAAGAGUUGCUACUCUUAAAAUGCCGCGUUGGAGCAAUUCAUCUAAAAACGAACACUGAUAUUUUGGUCGCCGUCGACUGGACUUUGUUUGCUUUCGAUAACUGAGAAUUUGUAACAUUGUAUUGAAAAUAAAAUGGACAGGGAAUACAGGAUGUGCACGGAUUACCUUUCUAUGACACUGCUAGCUAACGUAGAUAAACAGCACAGGCCAAUUCACAGCGGUGGCUCAACGCCUACGCGACCCUUUGAAUACGAUUGGGUGCGAAGAGCUACCAAAACUGUUUACAUCUGGAGCGAAUCUAGCGAGAUGCGACUUACACGCGGGGAGUUGCAGUUACAAAUGCGCGCGCUGCCGAGUAAAUUUUCAUACUGCGUUGGCAGUUAUAGAGUGGGGAUGACGCGAGGGUCGUUUGGCCAAUCAGCGGUUGUGACGUGCACAAGACAGGGGAAACGUUAAAUAAUACUAAUUUACGUACUAAAUCAACAGAUGGCGCCACCAAUAUUUGUUAACAUUGCUUCAUCAUUUUUUUUUUUUUUGGUUUGGUUUUCCCCGAAGGGUAAGGCAAAGGGAACUAUGCCCAUACAGCCAUGUCUGACGUAUUUUUUUUCUUGAUGAUUAAUGAAAUGGUGAAAGGCGAUGAAUGAUGAUGAUGAAACCUAAGCCCCCACCCUCGGAGUAGACUCCUACUCCGAACCCCAAACGAAUUAACUCAAAAGUCCGCAUAAACUUUUGAGCUAUGAAGCGGCUUCCUAGCACGAAGCGAAAAUAGGCAGAUACACUUUGUUUAUUGAAUACUCCAAUGUAAUAACACUCGCGAAUGUCUUCCGACUAACUUAAUGCGAUCAUUAACCACAAAACACCACUUCGUAUUAAUUAUUUAGAUUAUUCAAUGAAGAAAGCAACUGUCCCGUUCCCGUUUCCCGCUAAAAAGCCCAUUGCUUCAUCACUUACUUUUAUAGGCGUAGAUGUCAAAUUGUUUUUUAGAUGAAUUGCUUCAUUUUUAAACCUAUGUUGGUCCAUCAUUCAGUCGCGUAAUCAUGCAUUUACAUCUCUCGAGAGCCGAAUUCCAAGACUUAAUCUAGUCCAAACAUGUUCACUUGUUAUGUUACUUUCUUCUCAGAAUUUACUAGAUGUUAAUUUGUGCUAGAUAAAUAUAGGUUAUUUUACAAUAGACUUCCUUGAUAUUGAAUACAUGUAAUGGUAAUGUAUAAUAUAAACUUGUGGUAUAUACAGUUGACUCAGUUUUGUAGAUAAGUAAGGAGAACUAUUUUUGUAUAAUUGAAUAUUGUUAUUUAGUUAAAUGAUAAGUGACUUCUGUUUGACCCUUUUU
Messenger RNA from Pectinophora gossypiella (pink bollworm), 4484 nucleotides. RefSeq names its product GATOR complex protein MIOS (gene mio). The transcript is spliced from 16 exons. Gene Ontology annotation, molecular function: protein binding. Gene Ontology annotation, cellular component: cytoplasm. Lineage: Eukaryota; Metazoa; Arthropoda; Insecta; Lepidoptera; Gelechiidae. Gene Ontology annotation, biological process: positive regulation of TORC1 signaling; cellular response to amino acid starvation. Bases 91 to 2697 code for a protein of 868 amino acids. The record is from RefSeq and is a predicted model, not a curated record.